This is a messenger RNA of Musa acuminata AAA Group (dessert banana), 532 nucleotides long. Its product is annotated as protein SRC1-like. Bases 68 to 388 code for a protein of 106 amino acids. NCBI's taxonomy places the organism in Eukaryota, Viridiplantae, Streptophyta, Magnoliopsida, Zingiberales, Musaceae. The transcript is spliced from 2 exons. Gene Ontology annotation, molecular function: metal ion binding. The record is from RefSeq and is a predicted model, not a curated record.
CUCGUCACGGUUUCCAUUCUCCAUCGGUAGGAAGUAGCAUCAGAGCAAGCAAAGAGACGAAAAAGGAAUGGCAGGAAUCAUUCACAAGAUCGAGGAGAAGCUCCAUAUCGGAGGAGAGCACAAGCAGGAGGAGCAUAAGGAGGAAGGGCACCACAAGGAGGAGGAGAAGCACCACACGGAGGAAGGACACCACAAGGAGGAGGAGAAGCACCACAAGGAGGAAGAACAUCACAAGGAGGGAGGAGGAGGAAUAGUGGAGAAGGUCAAGGAAAAGAUCCAUGGCGGAGAGGAACACGGGGAGAAGAAGAAGGAGAAGAAGAAGAAGAAGGAGAAGAAGCACGGUGAGGAGCACCAUGGCGACAGCAGCAGCAGCAGCGACAGCGACUAGAUCAUACAGACCUUUGACACCUUGCUAUGGAUAUAUAAGAUGGAAGUGGGUUUGGGAGUGGAACUACUUUGCUUUGCUGCUUGAUCCUUUCUUGUAAUAAUAAUGAAUGUAAUAUGAAAUAAAGCAUCUAAUUGCUUUACUAUU